Messenger RNA from Amoebophrya sp. A120, 4932 nucleotides. The record is from the annotation of a GenBank genome assembly. NCBI's taxonomy places the organism in Eukaryota, Dinophyceae, Syndiniales, Amoebophryaceae.
AGCAGGGGGUGGUCAUCCUGGUCUCUCAGGCGCAAUAUUCUGUUGAGGCGGUUUUAGUUCGACAUGAUUGGUGUGACAAUGCUAGCUACUUCCGUUUCAUUACCACUCAUGAUCUCGCUCCUUUUGUACUAGAAAGCCGUUGUUGUAGAGGUUCUUGAUCGUUCGAAGAAAAGACCCUAAUUUGUUUCACGCACUUGGAUGGCACCGCGUCCCUGCGCGGGGUAGUUCGUCGUCUCCCGCUCCCAGUAGUUGUAUUAAUUGACAACCUGCCUUACUGCAAGACCAAGAGCUUCUCGACCACAUGACGCACCCUAGUUGUACUCUUUAAUACUAGCCGCGACCACCGACCGCAAGAGCAGAAGAAUUCGCAUUUUUAUUGACCUCCAUCGCGGACGACGAGGACGAAAAAAUAAACGUCGCGAAUAAAAAUGCCCCAAGGCAAGUUUAUCAGCGGCUACCCGAUUUUUCCGCACGGGAAAAAGAGUUGGCAGUACCAGAGCCGGGUUUUAUCGGAGGCGGCGCAAAAGUUGCCCAACCUCGUUUUUGAUUUUUACGCCUGGGACGACCUGCGGUUCGUGAGUCCAGAGAGGAUCUUCGCAUCCCAUGUCGAGCACAAGCGGCUGAAAGAUGAGAACGGGGAGGUGUUGACACUGGACGCAUCUUCUGCUGCAUCUGAAGCAGGAAGACAGGCGAAGAAUAACAGAUUUUCCGUAGCCGAUAAGACCAUCGGGGCUUCGUCUUCAAAGGAACGUCCUCCGAAGAAGAGUGGGGUGUUGAAACCGGGAAUAAAUACCGCGUUCAAACCGGAUGUCAGUGAAGAUUUCGGGACGCGAAACGCAACGGCUUCGCUGCUCGAGGGGCAGAGUCCGGACAAUUGGAACAACUUCUAUGGGGACAAUAACGAACAGAAUGUGUCGCUCACCCCGCCGGCAGUAGAAGAAAAUGCGGACCAAAUCCCGCCGGGGCGGCCGACGCCCGCAACUAUCAUGCACCCAACGAUACCCGGGGGGCCGGGAAAAAUGAAUCCAAAGACGGGGCAGAAAAAUCCAACCAUUACCGAAAUGAAGGCCAGCAAAUACACAAUUCCAUGUAUUCUUUUAAGUUGUACAUUUUUCGAUGGAUUUGAUACAAUAGCGAACAUCAGAUCAUGCAGGUACAACCACCACAGAAGCCUUCUUCUCAUUCUCUGUUUGAUGCGAAAAUCUGUCUAUGUUUUAGAAAAAUCUGUUGGUUCGCCUUCGCUCAAAGAAAUAGGUACAUCGAAGCUCUAUCGCUCUAUCCACUUCGACCUCUCAAAUAAAACAGGUCCCCACCCCGUGGUCGAGCAUGGCGAGCGGCUGUUGAUCGACCGAAAACUUUUCGAUGACCUCUGUGUCUGGCAGCGGCGGUCCGGGCCGAAGGCCAUGUUUACCGUCAGCCUGAUCGUGCCCACGUAUUCGGUCGAUCAAUGCGAGGAAAACCAUCCCGUGCUGCCGCGUCUGAAUAAGCCGGUAUAGACAAUAUAAAUAUGAGCUAGUUUUUUUCUGCUUGUAGCAUGUGUAUUUGUGUUUCUGUAGCUUUAUAACCACCCCACAUUCUGUUUCUGGCGCGGCUGCUGCUGCGAGGAAAGUAACUUCGGCACUUCCGGCAGUAAACAUGACAUUCCAUCGACACGUCGACACAAACUACUCACAGGACAUGGACCUCGUCUGCAUCGGCGCCGCCACCCUGUAUUGGGAUCACCAGGUGGGCGACGUGGAUGACCAGGGAGAGCCCAUUCCGUCGGUCUGCAUCCCGUACUUCGGCACGAUUUUUGGGCUUCGUGGACAGAAGCUCGGGGAGAUCUUCAUGCACUACAUUCUGGAGACGCUCUCGCACACACUUUGGAACAAAGAGGCCCACUUCCGCGCGCACGAGGAAAAAAUUUCGCUCAUGCAGGAGCACAACCUCGCCACCGACCUCGAUUACAUUGGGUGGCGACACACAAACAGCCACCUCGGGAAGUUCGGGCGUCUGGUGAGCAACAAGAGACCGAAUAAUCGCGACGAGGGCCGGGUGUGCGAACUUUACUUACCCGCGACGAAGAAGGCGGUCCCGUUCUGGCAGAAGAUGGGGGGGCAGCUGAUUGAGGUGUUGAACGAAGACAAUCUCGCCAACGAGGACUCUCCCUCCGCGGCAGGAGGAGACAACAACAACGCGACCCAAAUAAAGAAGCAAAACAUCGUGAACUACGCCGACCAAACGCUGGUUCUCGGGACGAAAAACGUGAAAAACGACCCGUUCAAGAGGGAACACAUCUGCACGGGGCAGGUGGCCGAGGAGAUGCACUGCUUCUCGCAAAGCACCACGCAGCUGUUUUACAUCGACUAUUUGGAGGUUUUGGAAAGAACGAAAAUUCCGCUCCUCCCGAACGCAGCGGCUUUACACUCCUCCUUCCUCACGGCGGAGAACUUCUGGCUGUUCCGGGAGGAGAGCCGCGCCAGGGAGGCGCGGUUGCGGAUCAAGAUGUUGCCGACGUCCGACGUGAAGAAGGACGUGGACGGGUGGACGUUACUGCACGAAGCGGCGCAAAGCGGGGACGACACACUCGUGGACGCUGCGGUGCGGCGACGGGUGGACCCGCAGUCACCGGAUCACGAGUGGAAGCAAACGCCGAUCUUCUAUUCGGCGAACCUCAACAAAUGCGACGUACUUGAUGUUUUAUACUGAUUCGCAGCUUGUUCACCUUUUGUUUUCUUUCACCAUCAUGCAAUCUUUGGGGUUUUUUUCCUUUUCGUCGCAAAAAACUCCUCAGAAAUGAAGUUUCUUCACGUUCACCCCAGAAAUAUUAAAAUUGACCCUUCCAAUCAUCUCCAGGCCAUCGCGAUCAUGAUAAAAGCGGGUGCCAAAGCCAAGCACUACGAUGUGAACGGGCAGCCCGCGCUUUUCUACGCGGCCAAGCACAACAGUCUGGAGGCCGCGAAGAUGUUCGUCGAGGAGCAUGGCGUCAGCAAAAACACCCGCGACGCGUGCCGCAGGAACGCGUUUUACUAUGCGCAGCAGAGCGACCAAAACGGGUCCCACGCGGAGAUGAUGAAGCUGCUCGCGGUGGAGGAAGACAGUGACGAGAGCGAUUCCAGUUCGGACGAAAAGCAGAAAAAGGUGAAGACCCGCAACCCCUCCGCGCGCAUUGCGGCCCAACGGGCCCAGCAGGAGCAGCAGCUGCGCUGGGCGGACUUACCCUACUGUCCGAGUGCCGAGGCACAGAUCAAGCACAAGCUGAUGUCGGGGGGAAGUAGCUCGGCGUUGCUGAAACCCUCCGGCCACGCGGCACAGAAUCUCCAGUUGUUGACGAAAGGAGGCGGGGGUGGACCUCCGGGAGGUGUGGCCGGGAAUAACAGGACAGGUGCUGGGACGAGUGGUAGUUCUAGCUCCUCCUCGACUUUGGCCGGCGGGACGAGUGCAGCUGGUCGUGGUGCAACGUCACAAGCAGCAGCGGCACACGCACAGCACCAGAUGUUUCUGCAGCAUAAAGGCGGCAGUGGUCCACCCCCAGGGAGCGGUGGAAAGAUGAACGCCGCGGCGGGCCAGCAUAACUUUUCCGCCCAGCAGAAGGCAGCGGCCGCGCAGCACUUCGCCGCACAUCACAAAGGGCAGCACUAUAGUAAUUACCCAGGUGGAGGUCAGCAUCCGCAAUACAACAGCCACGCAGCCGCGGUACAACAACAGCAGCACAACAUGCUGAUGAAAGGAGGUGGACCAAAUGCAGCUCAAAAAUCUCAUCUACCCCGCACGAACAGCGGACAGAAGUCAUCACAUGUACUCCUCCCACCGCCGCCGAAUCUCAAUCUCGGAGGACCGCCACGCGGUCCAGGUUCGCUUCCUGCGCAAACGCUGUUACCCUUAGACGACGGGAUAUCCGCCUCGGCGGCGAAAUUGAUGCGCCCAGGUGGGGGAAUGAACCAGAACCGGCGGCCUGGCAUGGGCGGCAAGGGCGGGAAUAAGGGGAAAUAGAGCGAGCUGGAAAUAAGCAGCGGCGGCGACCGAUGGCGGUGGUGGGAAGGAACGUCGGCUACUACGUAUAGUACGACGUGCUGUGAAAUAAAUCCCGGAGCGGAACAAGCCACCUAAUUUUUGGAAAGAAGGAACAAGCGACGUAAGUUCUUGUUUAAGCGACAAAAAUGUUGGCGGUAGGCUAGCAACAGCGGGAAACAGUAGAAGACCAAGCUCCUCUCCCUCAACACCCUCAGCUGCUGCAACGACGUUUACGGGCGACAGAACCAGCACGGCGAUGAGGCCGCGGCUGGGAAAGGGAAUUCGAGUUCCACAAUCAGAGAGCAGUGGGGUCGGUUGGGCUCGCGCGCGAUGUGAAAAAUGUCCGCGCGUCGAAAGGUGGCUGCGGGGGUGGUGCGCACGCUAGGAAGUAGAGUGCAGAACCAGAGGACGGGGACGUCCCGGACGAAAUGCAGCAAGCGAAACGAGCAAAGGCAAACUAAUGCCAAUCCACUCGGCGAAGGAAAUUCGGAAAGAACCCGGCCCACCCUGUCCCGUCCCGACGCGGCCCGGGCCCGGCGGAGAGGACGCGACGGUCGCACUUGAAGCCGGCGGGGGAACUGCGGCUAAUAGAUGAGGGAGUGCGCGGCUUGUGUCUUUGUUCAGGCGUUGAUCGAUGGUGCCGCCAGCCUUUGAAAAGGGCGCUGAAAAUAUAUUCGGGCGGAAGACUGGGAAAACGAAAACGAAGGACCACAACCGUGCUACCGGGGAAUGCAGAGGUGGUUAUCCCCUGGACGGGAAAGGGUCCAGGAAAUACAUGGAAUGUUUCGUCAAGCGACUACGACAUGUUUUAUUGUUGAGAGAGACGCAAAAAUCAAAAUCUUGUACCUCCAGCGACUUCUAUGCGAAUACGACUUUUUUUCAGACUGCCAGUAUCAUGGCAAGCAACUGCAUCAUGAUAAAUACAGACGCGAUCUCUAC